Messenger RNA from Numida meleagris (helmeted guineafowl), 2340 nucleotides. RefSeq names its product OTU deubiquitinase 3 (gene OTUD3). The record is from RefSeq and is a predicted model, not a curated record. The transcript is spliced from 8 exons. Gene Ontology annotation, molecular function: cysteine-type deubiquitinase activity. Bases 32 to 1165 code for a protein of 377 amino acids. Gene Ontology annotation, biological process: protein deubiquitination. NCBI's taxonomy places the organism in Eukaryota, Metazoa, Chordata, Aves, Galliformes, Numididae.
CGCUGCGCACGCGCAGAGCCGCCCGGCGGGGAUGUCCCGCAAACAGGCGGCCCGGGCGCGGCCCGGCGGCCCCAAAAAGGCCCGGCGGUCCCGGCAGCCCCCCGGCGGUACGGCCCCGAAGUCCUCGGAGGGUGGCGGGGGUCUCGCCAGGCAGCUCCGGGCCCUCGGCCUCAAGCUGCGGGAGGUGCCGGGGGAUGGCAACUGCUUGUUUCGGGCCCUGGGUGACCAGCUUGAGGGACACUCCCGGAACCACCUCAGGCAUCGCCAGGAGACGGUGGAGUACAUGAUAAAGCGGCGAGAGGACUUCGAACCCUUUGUGGAGGAUGAUGUUCCCUUUGAGAAACAUGUUACCAAUUUGGCAAAGCCUGGUACCUUUGCUGGCAAUGAUGCUAUUGUGGCCUUCGCAAGGAACAAUCAAAUGAAUGUGGUCAUUCAUCAGCUGAAUGCUCCACUGUGGCAGAUUCAGGGCACUGACAAAAGCAACGUGAGGGAACUGCAUAUUGCGUAUCGGCAUGGAGAGCACUACGACAGUGUGAGGAGAAUCAAUGAUGAUUCUGAAGCUCCCGCGUAUCUUCGGAUGGAGAUGCUCUCCAAAAAUGACUCAAAUAAGGAGGAGGAAAUGAAGAAACAGAAGGGUGACUCUGAAGAUGAGACUGAAGUUGAAAUGGAAGCUGCUAUACAAGAAGUGUGCAGUGCAACUGGGUGUUCAGACAUUGAGUUGGUAAGCCAAGUUCUGAAAGUGGAAGACUAUAACUUAGAAUCUGCAAUAUUUGCCAUCUUUCAAGUGAAGGAAGUGGAAAGAAUCAGUGCUGAGGAGCAGAAUGAUCCCCAGAGCAAAGGUCAGAAAUCAUGUGCCUCAACUCUGAGUGAAGAUAACGGAAGCGGUUCAGGAAUCUUUGGAAGUCAGAGUUUGCAUCACCAUGAAAUAGAAAACAGCAAAGGACAGGUUAGAUCUGAUGAAGAGGGUCGAGCUAACAAAAACCCAAAGGUAUCUAAAAAGCAAAAGAAGGAACAGCAGCGGCUGGAGAAGAAGAAGCGACAGGAAGAAAGGCACCGACAGAAGGUCUUGGCCAGUAAGAGUAACUGCACAGAUAGCAGCAGGAAAGAGGUGGACUCAGAUAACCAAAUAACCUUGGUGAAGACCAUGGCAGCUCUAAACAUAUGACUGUGUGUGUUCUGAGCGUGCUGGGGAGGAAAGCAAAGGAAACUUGUGAAGAUAAAUCUCCUCUUAAGCAAACCUCCAAGCAUCUGUUGUUACUGUGAAAUGAGUUUUCGUGGAGAUCUCUGAGCACAUAGGAACUUUGUUUCUUCACUUGCAGGGCGGACAGUUAUUCAGUGAUCCUACAAGCUCCUGUGUGAGAGAAGAGUUUUCUACCUAACGAAGUAGAGGCUUAUUUUCAUUAUUUUGGGUUUAGAUAAAGGUGAGACAAUUUUCCUCACACAGCAGCAUCAGAUUUGCUUUGAGAUCUCUUGAUAUGCUUAGAUUUAUUACAGCAACUUUCUACUAUGGAGGAGAUUUAUUUUACCUUACUGUCAGGGAAAAUGUUAACAAUUCUCAACUCAGGAACAUGCUUUUUAUUUUUUUUUCUAUUUAAGUUUUAAAAGUAAGGGAACAAAGUCCCAGAAUUCUUUAUAAAAAAAAAAAAAAUGUGUCAGCCAACACCAUCAAACAUGAGAUUCCUCUUUUCUUUUUCCACAAGAGAGCAGACUCCUGAGGCUGCAGAGCUGAUUCAUUCGAUCUGGUGAAGCCUAAUGAGGUAGUAAAAUACGACGUGAGCAGGCUUGGGAUUUGUGCUGAGUGCUGUUACUUGGACAUCUGGAAUCUCAUCUCCUUUGCCAUACUCAGGAGCUUUAGGGCUACUCCAGAGCUUUAGUCCAAGCCAGGAACUUGAUAGUCAUUAGUCUCUAAAUGAAAUUAGUACAACCACUGGAUCAAGAGUCUUGGGAAAAAGCUUCCAAGCAGCAGUGGUUACUGGAAACCAUGCCUGCUUCACUCUUCAUAAAUCAAGCUUUUUCUAGGGUAGGAUUUUCAUCUUACAUUCCUCUCAAAUAUGGUCACUAGGUACUGUGGAAUAUGCAGCUUGGAACCUCUGUGGUGCUUUCCACUACAGGGUUGGGAAUUUGAACUGAAGUGUAAGUGAUACAGGACUUGGCCUUAGAUUUAUGGCUUGCAGUAUUUCAGCUUCAUUCAGGUUUUGGACUUGUAUCAAGCAUCAGCUUUAAGAAAGCACAUGUGUACUUACACACAACAGACAACAGGAGACAUCAGCCAGGGCUGUUUGAAAAAAAUUUUUUUUUUCAAAGAAAGAAACAUUAAAAAAAACCCAAAACUGUGCAUAA